GGGAAAAAAGAAGAAAGUUCUAAAUUUAAUUCAUUUCCAAAUUCCUCGAGUUUUUUACGCCAAAUUUAUUCAAGUUUUGAGAUUCUAGAUGGACGAAGAAUAUGUGAAUCUCACCGAAUUGAAGCCUGCGCCCGCAGAAAAACAACAAAAAAGCGGUGCCACAUAUGUUGAUCUGGCAGAUGUGAGGUCUCAACUGCCGCCGCCUCCUCCAUCGGUGGGUCCAAAAGGAGUAAGACUUGCUCCGAAGAAGCCGCACCAACACCGCCCACGCAGGCAAUUUCGUUCGGUUCGGCUGCCGAGAACUCCGAGCAGAAAUUCGCCACUGACACCGCCAACCAAAACUCCGCCCCACACGCCAACUCGGACUCCGACCACCGAGUCACCAGUUGCUCCGAGGACUCCAGGGAAAGUUGUGAUUUCAUCUGUUGAAAAGCAAGAAAGUUCAGCACCCGAUGAGUCGACCAUCGCUGCAACGCCUAAAAAAUCGUCGAAAAAAUCACCGAAAGAACAGAAUUAUGACGAUGAAGUCUCGGUUCGUGAUAGCCUUUUUGAAGAUGUUGGCGAUACAAAGUCGCCGCCGGAUUUUCUUACUGUUCGUGUCUGUAAUGUUCUCGUGCUCAUUCUUUCUUCAAUUGUCUUCAGUAUUUGGAUUCUCACCACUCUCGCCAGUGUUCACGUAGUCGAAAUUCCAUUUUUCGAGAAAUUGUUUUUGAAAUUUGGUGGUGGUGGCGGAGAUUGA
Messenger RNA from Caenorhabditis elegans, 739 nucleotides. The record is from the annotation of a RefSeq genome assembly. NCBI's taxonomy places the organism in Eukaryota, Metazoa, Nematoda, Chromadorea, Rhabditida, Rhabditidae.